AUUCCUUAAUGCUUAGCUGGCUGAAGGAGGUGAAAAGAAAAUUUUUAAACAAUAAAUAUUUAUAAAUAUUAUUAAAAAAUUAAAACUAUAAAAAAUAUAAUUUAAAAAGCAAUGAUAAUUGAAGGAAAUUGGUUACAAGUGGAAACUGAUGAUCCAACUCCACAAUUUAACUCAGUCAACACCUGUUUGACGUUAUGUGACGUCAAAUGUGAUAAUUACAUACGACUGGUAGUAGCUGAUUUGGUAAUGGAAGAUGAGCCCAAGGCUAAGCUAAAAGUAUAUCGUGGUCUGAAACUGACCAUGGAACAAACGCUACCAGGAUUACCGGCGGCAAUAGAAAGUCUCUAUAUUGAUGAGACAGAACCAAAAACGCCAAUAAUUGCGGUGGCGAUAGCGGAAUCGGUUUUAUUCUAUCGCAAUAUGAAACCGUAUUUUAAAUAUGUUGUACCUGAAUUGGAGGUGGAUGAAGUGGAAAAGGAAGUAUGGAGAAAGUUGCCAGUUGUACGUGCAGAGCAACAUGCCACUUUGUUGGAAUUACUUAAAAACUUGGAUCGUGCAAAAUUGACAAGAAAAUCACAGAAAUUAUUUCUACUCAACGAUGAGGAACGAAAUAAUUUCAUUGAAGAGCAAAAAGAUGGACCUUUAACACGUUAUGCCAGUAUAGUCUCUAUGCGUUGUUUACAGCGUCUUUCUAGCGAUGCCAAUCCACCUUCUUACCUGGUUCUAGCAUUGGAAAAUGGUGAUAUAUUAAUAUUGGAACCACAAAGCUUUAGUGUGCUUUACAAAGGUAAAACUACAACCUUUGAAACCACACCAAGCAUUAUGGAUGUACAAGGUACUUACGAGAUGGAUUUUCGUAUUGUCAUUGCUACGCGUUAUGGUGGGGUUUAUUUACUGCGUAAGGCAACAACAGAAGGACAGGAAAUUAUUAAAAUGUCAGAACCAUUAACUGGUUUGAUGUUACUGCCAAUUGAUCAAACUGUGAUUAUUUCAUCGACCGACAGACGUCUCUGCUGCUACUCAAAAAAGGGUAAACAGCUUUACAAUGCUCCUCUGUCAGCAGUACCCAUUUGCAUGACGUCAGUGCCAUUACCGCAUUUAGGAUUGACUUUAAUUUGUGUGGCCCUUGAAGGUGGUCUUGUGCAAUUUUAUAUGCAGAAAUAUUUAGUCGACGAGUUUCAAGUGCAGAGCACGGUAGUUGCUAUGUUGUAUGGUCGAAUGGGACUAGAAGAUUGUGUCCUCUCCUUAGUUACGAUCGAAGGGGAGUUGAUAGUUAAAAUUCUUAGACGUGUGGCUGUCUUUGAACCAGGUACACUAGUUAGUGAUAAAAAUAAACAGGAUCAAAAAACUACAGACGAGUGUAUAUUGCAAAAACCAAAGAAGAGUUCAAUAUUUGUAGAGCAAGCUGCAAGAGAAAAACAGAAUCCUAAAGCGUCCUAUGGCAGUUUCCAAACAGAACUUUGGCGCUUGCGUCUCACUGCAGCACGUACCACAUUAGAUGCAUUACAAUCCUUAGAAUGUACCAUAUCUAGUGAUAUCACCCAUGCGCCUGUAAAACUAUCAGCGGAAGUAUGUGGAGUAGGUCCAGCUUUUCGCCUUUACCUCACUAUACAUAACCUAUCAACAUACAAAAUGGCUGGUAAUCUAAAGGUGCUCUUACAUGCCGAUCGCAGGCACUAUACUAUGGUCAAAUCACUAGCGAAGCUACCCAGCAUUUUACCAGGCAUACCAAUAAAAAUCGAUUUUGAGGUUGUCGCUGUUUUGGAUCCUAGCACCAAACUACCUCCGUUCUCAUUAACACCUGAUAAUUCACACAUACGUGUUAUGUUGGUAAAGGCGUUACAAGCAAAACCACUUAUCGCUGCGAUUAUAGCCAUGCCGGCUUCAGAGGCGGACUUCUGAGGAAUAUCAUCGUAAAAACCAAAAACAACAAGCAUACUUUGAGUGAAAUAUUGUGUUAUUGGCUGAUUAAAUAAAUCGCCGAAAAAUAUGUUAGAGAAAAUAAAAAUUAGUGUA
Messenger RNA from Teleopsis dalmanni, 2016 nucleotides. RefSeq names its product Bardet-Biedl syndrome 1 protein homolog (gene BBS1). Gene Ontology annotation, biological process: protein localization to cilium; non-motile cilium assembly. The transcript is spliced from 5 exons. The record is from RefSeq and is a predicted model, not a curated record. The coding region runs from base 112 to 1902 and encodes 596 amino acids. Lineage: Eukaryota; Metazoa; Arthropoda; Insecta; Diptera; Diopsidae. Gene Ontology annotation, molecular function: smoothened binding; patched binding. Gene Ontology annotation, cellular component: axoneme; BBSome; centrosome.